Molecule: messenger RNA, 1653 nt
Organism: Paramecium primaurelia
Lineage: Eukaryota; Ciliophora; Oligohymenophorea; Peniculida; Parameciidae
Source: the annotation of a GenBank genome assembly
AUGAUGAAAUUUUUUAUAGUAUCAAUUCUAUUCACAACAUUACUCUCAUGUCAAGUUUAAUAUAACAAUGACAUUAAAUUUGAUUUCAGCAAAGUAUAAGCAAAUAAUUUAGCUUAUGGAAAUGAUGGAAAUUCCUUAUACAUAACUUUAUGUGGACUAUUAAAUUAUAAAUGUGAGAAGUCUGAAUCCACUAGAAUCUUAGAAGAAACUAAAUCUGAAAUUAGUAAUACAUCUAAUACAAACACUGAAACAACAACAACUACAUCUACAAGUACAACUGAAAAUAAUACUAAUACAAAUACACCAAUUGAUACAAAUAAAUAAGAUAACAUUAAUAAUAGUGAUACUACCACCUCAACAGAUACAAAUACUACAAAAACAGAUGAUAAAAUAAAUGAAUCUUAAGUCAUAGAAAAUAAAACAGAAGAUAAAGAUGACGAUAAGGAUGAUGCAAAUGUUCUUAAAUAAAUAGAUAAAGAUUAAUCAUAAUCACUUAUUGUUUCAGAAAAGAAUACAUGUACUCCUUACUCUGAAUAAAGCAAUGUAGAUUAAAAUUAAUUAACUUUAUUGGUUGAAAAUAAACCAUUUAAAGGAUUAGUUAUAGAAAGAAGAGGAAUCAUAGAAAAAGAGACUUUUAAAUUAUAAUUGAAAUGUUCUCAAUCAGAUAUUUUGACUAUAGAAGACUCUAAUAAAGAUGGAUAUUUAUUUAUCCUUACUUCAUCAUCUGGUUGUCCAAUAUUAGUUUAUAAUCCUGUUACCUAAUUUUUUAUUGAUUUUAAAUGGCUAUUUACAAUAAUACUUUGGAUAGUUGGAAUAUUUUUCUUAAUUUUAGGAUACUAGUUAGCAUAAUUAUCAUCUAUGAUUCUUGCUUCUUUAAUGGGUUUUGGUUUCACAACUAUUGUUAUUGGAGAAGCCACAUUAAAUAGUGAAUCUAGUAAUGCAGCUUUAUGGGUUGUAAUAGGAUCAGGAGUAUUAGUAGCUUUUAUUUAUUUUAAUGCUUCAAUGUAAAGAUUCUUUUUCCUUUUAUUUAAUUUUGGAUUUAGUGUUGGUUUAAUUUUAUCUUUAAUGAUUCAAUCCUUAUUUUACUAUACAAUUGAAACAGAUAUGAUGUUCUUUCCUUUAUCAAUUUCUAUAGUUGUAUCUGGUGUAAUUCUAGGUUUACUUGGACUUAGAUAUAAUCUUCAAAUGGGAAUUGUAUCUACUUCAUUAGUUGGAGUAAGAAUAAUAUUAUAACUUAGGCUUACUGUUUAAUAAGACCUAUAGGAUUUAUUGCUGGAGGUUAUCCAAAUGAAUUAUUGUUAACUAAAUAAGCUGAAUAUGGAUUUGAUAUAAAUAUUGGUUAUUCAGUUUAUGUUUACAAUAUAAUGAUCAUCUUAGUAGCCAUACUUUGUGGAAUAUACUAAAGAAAAUAACAUCUAAAAAGAGUGGCUCUUGAUGAUUAAUUAUAAGCUGAUAUCAAAUACUAUGAAAUGGGUAAUGUGGAAGAUGAAGAAAAAUAAGUAUAUCUUUUACUUAAUUCUAUAGAAAAGAUAAAGUAAAAAUAGUGAUAAAAAUGUGACAGUCAUUUUUGCAAAACAUCUUGAAAAUUAAGGUGAAGAACUAUAAGAUAAAAAAAGACAUUCACAUUUAACUGGAAGUGAUAUUAAUGAUUGA